Lingula anatina is the source of this 2868-nucleotide messenger RNA. RefSeq lists its product as uncharacterized. The record is from RefSeq and is a predicted model, not a curated record. NCBI's taxonomy places the organism in Eukaryota, Metazoa, Brachiopoda, Lingulata, Lingulida, Lingulidae.
GAUAGCUGAGUGCUGCGCCAGCUUAUUAUGGGGAGAAAUGGGAUGAAAUAAUAAUAACGUGAUUUAUAAGAGAAGACGGGACAGCUCCAAUAUGUAAAGCUCAGACAUUCACAAUUGUUAUCAUAAAAGAUGUCAUUGAACUAUCCCCCACCAGACUGUAUGGACUGUCCACCAGGUGUGGUCAAUGACUGUCCACUCCUCUUUCCUGUGUGUCCAGAGUCACUGGGAGCGGACGAGGACUGCCCUCUGCUGGACUCUGGGAAGAUGACAUCGGAAGAGGACACAGCAAAAGGCUUGGGGACGCCCUCUUCUGAUUCUGAUGUAGAGAAAGACUUGGAGGAACCAGAGGUGGAAUUUGUUGUACAUAGACCUCUAAAUGGCCAGAUGGAAGAUGGCCCCAGCAACGGGGGCGCUGGAGUUGUUACGAGUUCCCCUAUUCAGUAUCUCAGUCGAGAAGUUUUGUUACAGGAGAACGAAUUGCAGGCAGCUAACUCAUUGUCAAAUUCGGUGGAGUCUAGCGCUGUCAGAGUUACAAUCACAGACCUAGACGGCUGGGAAGGACAGAGCUUGAAUUUCACCACCUCUGCUUUGAAGAGGUGCAAGUCGGUGGUCUUGCAGCCCUACUUCAGACUGCUUACAUUACAGAGAUUCCAAUAGUUACAGCAAUGACAGUGGUGCCAGCAGCGAAAAUCAUCAGUAACAAUACAAUAACAUCAUCAUCAGGGGCAGUAACAAUCCCAACUACUACAACAACGACUUUCAAUCCUUAUUUACCAGGGCCCCCUUACGGACCUCACUCAGCAUCAGGGAGCACUUUAUCGCCAAAAAAUAAGACAUUAACUGAUGGAGUUGGGAUCCCAGAUGUGAAUGAUGCUGUGUGUGAACAUAUAAUUACAACAUAUAUUAUACCAAAUUUUCUGCAUUUUGUUGCAUUUGUUAUGGGAUAUUUCUACUUUCGUAUCCAAGACAAUGAGCAACUGUAUGCUUUGAUGGAGAAGGUGUUUCUCCAAGCUGGCCCAUCACAGGGCAAAGUGGCAUCACAAUCAAAUAUGAUCAAAAGACUGAGGUUAUUCCUAGCUCUGGGUGCAGUGUGGGUGCUGGCAGUCAUGGCUCUGCAGGUGCUGUUUGUUGCAGUGUUUGGAAUUGACCAGAGAAAUGUGCUGUCCAGGGCUGGAACCCUGGGCCAGUGGAUCCUGUUUGGCAUCGAGCUGGUGGGAAUUAUUAUUGUGAACUCUGUGAAUCUAGCAGUGAUAAUAAACUUUGCUACACAGUGUGAAAUGCUGAUAUUCUUCAUCAAAGGAAUCAGUACAAAACUGCAGGAGAAAUCCAUGGAUUUGAAGUCAGCUAUGAAGGAUGUCCUGAUGGUCAGACACUCCAUAGGGUCACUGAAUGGACCCAUGUCACAGAUGACCUCUCUGGCCGCUAUAAGGUUUGCUGAACUGACCAUCAUUGGUCUGUGUAUCCUGAUAUUGAACCAUGAUGAUCAGACAUGGGUAUGGGUCUACAGGAGUAUCUUUCCAUGUGUCUGGGCAGCCAUGCUACUUUUCCCUAUGAUUCAGGCUGCCAGAAUAAAUGCCACCUGCUCCAAGUUCAAACAGAUAGCCUUGGAAACCAGGGUGUUUGGCUACCAGAACAAUUCCCAGCUGGAUUUGGAUUCCUUCCUCUUAUUCAUUUCUAAUACAAGAUUAAGGGCAAAGUUGUUCAACAUCCCAAUGAAACCAUCAUACCUGGUGGGAAUUCUGGUGCUGGUAUCUUUUAUAUUGCUGCUUCUAUUCCAAACAAGUCUGAUUGGUCCUGGAGGACAGAUAUUCUAACAGUCAAAUGGGACCUGUUGGGCAGAUAUUUAAAAUUGUCACAUGGGAUCUGUUGGCAGCCAAAUUUUUUCUGAAUUGUCACUUGGAGCCAGGAGAACAUAUGUUCUUAGUGUCAAGUGGAAUCUGUUCAUUGAUUUUUUUUUCAACAGUCAGGGAAGACCUGUUGGACAAAUGGUCCAACAACCAGGUAGGACCUGUUAUUGGGCACAUUCUAACAAUCAAAUGGGACCUCUUGGUGUCUAUCUGUCAAAUGGAUCCUGUUGGACAAAUAUUUUUAAUUAUCAAAGAGGACCUGUUGCUGGACAAAUAAAAUUCUAACAGUCAAAUUUGACCUGCUUGUGGACACAUUCUUACACUCAUAUGGGACAUGGUUGACAAAUACUAUAACAGUCAAAUGAGACCUGUUGGAGGUGGACACAUAUUCAACCAGUUAGACCUUAUAGAAUUAUGUCACAGAUGUCUGUUAAUUGGAUAUUUACGAACCAAUGGACCAACCAACAUUGUGCAAUGCAAUAUACAUCUACUUCUUAAAGGGGCAAAAUUAUUGUUGUUGUGGACAAACUAUGUUAACAGUCAAAUAAGACCAGUCAGACCAAUAAGAAAGAAAGAUGUUGCUGGCAUCUGUCAAGUUGAACCUGGUUCCUGUUGACAUUUUUCGAAGUGUUGGUAUUGAACCCUAAGAUUCAAGCAGAAAUAUUGUUGGUGAUCUCAGGUUUGGGGAUGUUCUCAAUGAAUGCCCUAAAACUUGCCUGUGAGAGCUAUAUUAUCAAUUAUACAUUAAAUAUGUAUGGGCAUUUUUUUAUACAAUCGUAUGAUCUUUUUGAAGUAAUUUGUAGUUAAUCAGUUAAAAUCACUUAAUGGAUAUUUGCAAAGUUUAACAAAGUGCAUUUACUGGAUAAAAUAUUGAUUAAGGAUUAGUUUUGAAGUUUUACGUCAGUGAAAGUAAGUUAUUUGUAAAAUGCUACAAAAAUAUUGUGCCUCAAGCAACAAAAAAUUUAAUGGUUUACAGCAAUCUUUCUGAUGUAAAACUCAGUUGAUACAAUAAAAUAUAUCA